GCCAGCAAAAGGAAAGGAUCUGUGUACAAGACGUGCUGUCAUGACAACGGAUGCCCUUUCCUACGGCAGCACCUAAUAAGCAGUAUGAUGUCUUUGGAUGUGCUCGUAGCAUGUGCUGUGCUGCAGGACCACGCUGAUCAGCUGUCAGUGUUAGGAAACAUUAUAACGGGAGCGGAGACUCAGCAAAGGACCGAACUGCACCUAAAAACAGCUCAACAGAUGGUUGGGAGCAGUUUGUCUGAUUUCACAGGAAAAUUACACAAAUCCCAAAAGCAAAUAAGUAUUCAGGAGAGUCUACUUACUUCUGACAUCCUGGCCAAAGUGCAGAGAGACAGGCAGUUUAUGUCAGACGUGAUAAAUGAGUUAAUGGUCGAGCUGCAGAAGAAAAACACUUUUCAAAGUCUCUUGUCAGCAGUAGGAGAGGACCGGAAGAAGAAAGUCCAACUUCUGGACAUAAUAAACAGGGAGGAAGAGGGUCGUCUCAGGAAUAAAGCACUGCAAAAACAGUUACUUGACAUUCGCAAGCAAAAAAUAGAGGAGUGCGAGAAGCUUAAUGAGUUGUUGGAAUACCUGAGGAUGCAGGUAGAGAACAUGAGGGUGAGGACAAACCGACAAGAGAAAUUUGUGAAGAGAUGUGCCGAACAGCUAGUCUGCCAAGGGCUGAAUCUCAACAGUCACAAAGAGAAAGAACUGGAAGAUGAAAUUGGGAUGCUGCAAGAGAGAAUUGAGGAGGAAAAGAAUGUUCACAUGGAGAUGGAGAUCUUCCUAAAAAGACAACAUACAAACUUAGGGGAAAAGUUCCAGUUUUGGAUCCAGCGGUAUGAAAAAGACAUGAAGGAGAAGGAGCAAGAGAUCACCGCUCUAAAGAAUAAAAGAAACAACUGCCUGGCACGAAUUGACGAGCUGUCCAAAAAGUGCAGAAACAUGGAAGAGGUUAUCACUGAGGACAGGAUGGAGAAGGAACGUUUGCGUGCACAGCUGGAGAAAGAGCAGAAGGAGAUAGAUGCAGCAACUAAGAUCCAGGCCUGGUGGCGGGGGACUCUCGUACGCAGAGGACUGGGAUCACCUAAGAAAGCAACCAAAUCCAAGUCUAAAGGUGGCAAAAAAGGCAAAAAGAAGAAGAAAUGAUGACUGUCACAAUAUACAUUUAAACAAACAAUAGAUAAUUAAAGUGAUUGCCAGAGAAUCAGCAGAGUGACAGUUUGAUGAUCAGAAAUAUAAUUUGAGAGAUGGGGAUAUUAACCGGAUUAUAGGUGAAAAAUAACACUAAAAAGUCAAGCAUAUUAGUACAAACAGUUAAGCCCGAAACACACCAAGCCGACGGUCGGCAUCGGCUUUUGUGCAUCGGCCAACUAAGUUUCCUCGGUGUGUUCCGCAGAGAGAUGUGAGUUUAAAAUAAUAAAAAAAUAUCUUUAUUAAGAAGACAAACAAUGAAAAUAAAAUUGAUGAAAUUAUCUGGAACCUGUAAACUUGUGUGAGAUGGCCUUUAUAGAAAAUAAAAAGUGGAUCAAAUCAGGAUUACAAUGAGAUGGUCAGACUAGUUAAAGACACAAAGGGUGCAGAAUGAUGCUAGUUGAAUGAUGAUAGUACUUGAAUCAAGGCCAGUCUUAUAAUGAGCUUGGUCCACCCUAGCAAACAAACCCUGAUCCAGUAUGCUCAGUUUUAUCGCCUACUGUUGCAUCUUACACACAGUCUAUAUUGUGGAUGCACACUGACCUGAUUCCAUUCUAAAUUCUACAUUUUUAAUGUUCUGUAAUUAGUGUUUGGGAAUUGCUAUCUGAAUGGCGAAAUCUGGUGGUCAGAAUGUCAUGCUUCAACAGCAUUAUUUUGGCUGUGGUGCUCACAAUCAAAUACAGCAAAAUAUUUG
Molecule: messenger RNA, 1867 nt
Organism: Pimephales promelas (fathead minnow)
Lineage: Eukaryota; Metazoa; Chordata; Actinopteri; Cypriniformes; Leuciscidae
Gene: drc9
Product: dynein regulatory complex subunit 9
Biological process (GO): cilium organization; sperm axoneme assembly
Cellular component (GO): sperm flagellum; cytoplasm
Molecular function (GO): protein binding
Source: RefSeq, a predicted model, not a curated record